GCAGGCGGAAAACACAUGGCAAGGCCCUGCGCGGACGCGUCAAGAUGGUGAAAUACGGUAAAGGGGCGGGGAUAAUAGAGGCCAUGCUGCAUGUGGGCGGUGGGCUGGACACUGGGCGUGUCUAUGAAGAUUUCCAGUAGGUAACUACUAUGAGGGCGUGGUUUGAAUAAUCUAGCGACUGGGGGCGUGGCUGGUGCUGGCACCCGGUAAUUCGGUACCGGCAUUGUAUUCUGCAGACGUGAAGGGAGGCAGCGGGGAAGACAAAGAACGUGGAGCUGACGGUGAAGGCAAGAACCGGAAAUUAUAGAGCGGAGGGUCUGAUCUGUACUCGCUGCAUUCAUCGUACCAGGGAUCAACAUGAGUGUGGGAUUCAUUGGUGCUGGACAGCUGACCUAUGCCCUAGUCAGGGGCUUCACAGCCGCAGGGGUGUUGGCAGCACACAAGAUCAUUGCAAGCUCCCCGGAUACUGAUCUACCUACGGUGGCUGGACUGAGGAAAAUUGGUAUAAAUUUCACCACCAGCAAUAAGGAUGCAGUGAAGAACAGCGAUGUCCUUUUCCUGGCUGUGAAACCUCCAAUCAUUCCCUUUGUGUUGGAUGAGAUCGCCUGUGACAUUGAGGAUCGUCACAUGGUUGUGUCCUGCGCUGCUGGUGUCACUAUCAGCUCCAUUGAAAAGAAAUUGAGUGCCUUCCAUCCAGCUCCCAAAGUCAUCCGCUGCAUGACCAAUACUCCUGUGAUCGUAAGAGAGGGGGCCACAGUGUACGCCACAGGGACCCACGCGGAGGUGGAGGAUGGGAAACUUUUGGAACAAUUGAUGCAGAGCGUUGGCUUCUGUACCGAGGUCGAGGAAGACUUGAUUGAUGCUGUAACAGGACUGAGUGGAAGUGGGCCUGCUUAUGCCUUCACAGCUCUGGAUGCUCUUGCAGAUGGAGGAGUAAAGAUGGGUCUUCCCAGGCGGCUUGCGGUUCGUCUAGGAGCUCAGGCCAUGCUGGGAGCAGCUAAGAUGCUUUUGGAAUCAGAACAACAUCCAGGACAGUUGAAGGACAAUGUGUGCUCACCAGGGGGCGCUACCAUUCAUGCUCUGCAUUUUCUGGAGAGUGGAGGAUUCCGUUCCCUUCUCAUUAAUGCUGUGGAGGCAUCUUGCAUCAGAACCAGGGAGCUCCAGUAUUACGCAGACCAGGAAAAAAUCCCUGCAGCUGCCAUCAAAAAGACGACUCUAAGCAAAGUACAGCAGGAAUCGCCAUCACUUUCCACCGCCUCUCAAGGGGUGAAAGUCAGUCUCUUCAACAACAGGACACCAGGAGUAAAGAAGUUCUGAAAUAGUCCGGAAAUCCUGAUUGACCAAAGCCCUAGAUAAGCUAUACAGAGAUAGAUGACCGGCAUUGGAGAAUGUUGGUCUGCAUGGAAGGCGGCAUUCCGGUCCUUCCCGCUUAAAGUGACUUCUUAAUGUCUUAGCUAAUUUUAUCCUGAUGAUUUUCCAAAAAAUUGGUAACUAAUAACUUUCUGAAAAGACUAAUGUAAGGUUGUCCAUUGCCUUCAUGUACACCUUGUACUGUCUGUAUGCAUUUCACAAGGCCCAUUGAAGUAGGGAAUGCUGUGAGAAGCCUUUCCAUAUCAUUUCCCCUUGGUUUUUAAAAUUGAUGGCUUAUCCAUAGAAUAGUCAACCAAAUUAUGCUUUAACAUUAAAGGAGUACUCCACUGGAAAACUUUUUUUUUUUUUAAAUCAACUGUUUCCAGUAAGUUAAACAGAUUUCUAAAUUACUUCUAUUCAAAAAUCUUAAUCCUUCCAGUACUUAUCAGAUGCUGUAUGCUCCACAGGAAGUUCUUUUCUUUUUGAAUUUCCUUUCUGUCUGACCACAGUGUUCUCUGCUGACACAUUUGUCCAUUUUAGGAACUGUCCAGAAUACAAGCAAAUCCCCAAAGCAAACCUAUCCUGCCCUGGACAGUUCCUAAAAUGGACAGAGGUGUCAGCAGAGAGCACUGUGGUCAGACAGAAA
Molecule: messenger RNA, 1996 nt
Organism: Hyla sarda
Lineage: Eukaryota; Metazoa; Chordata; Amphibia; Anura; Hylidae
Gene: PYCR1
Product: pyrroline-5-carboxylate reductase 1
Exons: 8
Coding region: 358-1317 (319 amino acids)
Biological process (GO): L-proline biosynthetic process
Molecular function (GO): pyrroline-5-carboxylate reductase activity
Source: RefSeq, a predicted model, not a curated record